Trametes versicolor FP-101664 SS1 is the source of this 972-nucleotide messenger RNA. RefSeq names its product longevity assurance proteins LAG1/LAC1. The transcript has 7 exons. The record is from RefSeq and is a predicted model, not a curated record. Gene Ontology annotation, cellular component: membrane. NCBI's taxonomy places the organism in Eukaryota, Fungi, Basidiomycota, Agaricomycetes, Polyporales, Polyporaceae. The annotation marks the transcript as partial. Gene Ontology annotation, molecular function: sphingosine N-acyltransferase activity. Gene Ontology annotation, biological process: ceramide biosynthetic process.
UCGUCGCUGAAGAUCCUCCUGCUCGUGUUCAUACUAUGGGCCAACUGGGAGCUCCUUGCACCAUAUAUUGCAAAGGACACGCCCAACCCCUUCGCCCCACUCCUCUUCAUCUCGCACCGGAUACCGGAUACCCCUGAAGAUGACCCGUGUUAUCAGAAGGGCUACCUGGACCUUGCCUUCCUUGCCUACUAUAUCGUCUUUUGGUCAUUCGUCCGGCAGACCAUCACGGUGUACCUAUGCAGGCCCGCUGCCAAAUGGUUUGGCAUUCGGAGGGAGACUAAGCUGGACCGUUUCGGCGAGCAAGGGUAUGCCGUGCUUUACUUUGCAUUCACAGGCGUAUGGGGUCUGCUUAUUAUGAGGCAACUACCGACCUGGUGGUAUCGCACUGAGCACUUCUGGCUGGAAUACCCGCAUUGGAAGAUGCAGCCGCAACUCAAAACCUACUACCUCAUGCAGGCUUCUUACUGGUGCCAGCAGCUCAUUGUGCUGUUGCUUGGCCUCGAGAAGCCGCGCAAAGAUUAUAACGAACUUGUCGCUCACCACUUCGUCACCCUCUGGAUGGUCGGAUGGAGCUACCUCAUCAACCUAACGUACAUUGGCCACGCCGUUUACCUCAGCAUGGAUAUUCCUGACAGCGUGCUCGGGCUCUCCAAACUCCUCAACUACAUCCAAUGGCACCGGACGAAGACUGCGACCUUCACGGUGCUGCUGGUCGUCUGGACAUACUUCCGCCACUGGCUGAACUGGGUCAUGCUGUACUCAGUAUGGUUUGAAUUUGACCUUAUGCCCGAGAGUUCGAAACAGUGGUCGCCCAAGGACGGCGUGUGGCUGACCUGGUGGAUGAAGUACCAGAUGUUCGCGCCGAUGCUGCUGCUGCAGUGCCUGAACCUCUUCUGGUACUUCCUCAUCCUGCGCAUCGCCUGGCGGUACGUGUUCGCGCGUCAUUUCGAAGUUUCUCGUGUGCUGACGUAG